CUUAGCAAAAGAAAAAAAUAUGCAACUACCCAGAUAAAUAUUUGUGUGGAAAAUCGUUUGUUUAAUUCAGAGUCAAUGACAGUCAGUACACCAUCCCGAAAAAUUAAAAAAUGUCUUGGUACUUUUAAUGAUUCAAUUUCACCUUUACCCAGUACCUCAAGUGAUCCAAGAUAUAAAAACUUGGAACUCAAUGUUCCACAGUUGUCUUCAUUAUCGCCAAAUUUAUUUGAACAUAUUGAUCUUGAUAUUAAUCAGUUACCCUUUGAGAUUGAACCAGGUUCAGAAAACAAUGAUAAUACAUCAGAUUUCAUUUCAGGAACAAAAGUUAACGGUUUGCAAAAUAAUUUUAAUAAUGAUGGACUAUUUAACAGUCACGCAUCCAAAAUAUGGUUAGUUAAAUCUAUUACCCAACUUAAAAGUGACAUUUCAAUUAUAAAGAAGUCUGUAAAUGCUAAUAACCUACUUCUAAAACAACUUCUUUUGGAUAAUCAUCUAGAAAAUGAUUUAGAACUUGAUAAACUCAUUUUACAAUUUCCUAUUGGGAACAAAACUAGCUUAUUUGAAAUCAAAGAAAAGCAGACUGCUGACAAUAUUGCAAAUAAAUAUUUGGUUAAAAAAAUGUCAUAACUAAUAUCAAGUGACUACAGACAAAGCAUUUUUAGUCUUAUGAGAUUUCUAUUAACGAAUGAACUGGCAACAAAAAUGACGUUUUUUGGGAACACUUCUAAACUAGCAUUUUGCUUCAUUAAAAUUAUAUGCAAUUUUUGAAAAAGUUGUGUUAAAAAAUAAUCCAGAAGUUACAAUAAAAAUAAUACAAGAACCAAUACAAAGCUGGUUACGGCAUGCAAAUGAGAGAUGAAAGAUUUACUAAACAAAAUCAGCAAAAUGUUGCAAUAGAAUGCAGGCGCGGAUACAAGGGCUAUGGGGGCUGAAGCCCCCCUUAGACUAAAACUUUGGUACUUAAGAUAUUUCAAAAAAUAAGAAAGACUUAGUACAAAAAUAAGAACAUUUUUUUGUUUAGACCCCCCCCCCCCUUUUUUCAUUUCUAGA
This is a messenger RNA of Acyrthosiphon pisum (pea aphid), 1050 nucleotides long. RefSeq lists its product as uncharacterized. The record is from RefSeq and is a predicted model, not a curated record. Bases 76 to 627 code for a protein of 183 amino acids. Lineage: Eukaryota; Metazoa; Arthropoda; Insecta; Hemiptera; Aphididae. The transcript is spliced from 8 exons.